Alternaria burnsii is the source of this 240-nucleotide messenger RNA. RefSeq lists its product as uncharacterized. The transcript is spliced from 2 exons. Bases 1 to 240 code for a protein of 79 amino acids. The record is from RefSeq and is a predicted model, not a curated record. Lineage: Eukaryota; Fungi; Ascomycota; Dothideomycetes; Pleosporales; Pleosporaceae.
AUGUCGGCUCCGCUCGCAACCCUGCAUAUCACGCAGAAAGCGCGCGCGAUGAUAGAUGGACGGUCCGAAUUUCAUGCGCGAGGCCGUGACAUUGGACCGACACUAAAGCAACGUACUAGAUGUAUCUAUGACGCCGUAAGCGGCGGAUAUGUUUCAGCCCAGAAUGUCAAGAGGGCGAAGAUUGACGUCUUCAAUGAACGUUCCCCACUAGACCGUGACGUAACGGAUCCGCUGCGCUAA